AUGGUAGCAACUACGUUAUCCCUGGAGCCCGUCUCCUUUUCUUCAUCUGUGAACAACGAUAUAGCCUUCUCCUUCCGUGUAGCCUCGGAGUUGCCACCGCGAGAGAAGCCGCUCGAUGUUGCCACUUCCUUGCAGUUCGAGUUCAUGAAUAGCGAGCACGAAGUGUUCGCCGAACGACUUACGGCGCGGGAUGUUGUGAUCAAUGAGGACGGACUCCGUCACGUACAACUUUCUGGUGCACAUGUGCCCAGAUUUCAGAACUCUGUCAACGACACAACAGUGAUUCUUCACGCUUGGAAAGGCCAGAAAUGGUUAGGGAAGUGGGAGCUUGGUACCCUGUGA
Molecule: messenger RNA, 342 nt
Organism: Neoarthrinium moseri
Lineage: Eukaryota; Fungi; Ascomycota; Sordariomycetes; Amphisphaeriales; Apiosporaceae
Exons: 1
Coding region: 1-342 (113 amino acids)
Source: RefSeq, a predicted model, not a curated record